This is a messenger RNA of Sapajus apella (tufted capuchin), 1063 nucleotides long. It is a transcript of the gene RPL15, whose product is annotated as ribosomal protein L15. The transcript has 4 exons. The coding region runs from base 151 to 765 and encodes 204 amino acids. Gene Ontology annotation, molecular function: structural constituent of ribosome; RNA binding. The record is from RefSeq and is a predicted model, not a curated record. Gene Ontology annotation, cellular component: cytosolic large ribosomal subunit; ribosome. Gene Ontology annotation, biological process: cytoplasmic translation. Lineage: Eukaryota; Metazoa; Chordata; Mammalia; Primates; Cebidae.
CCGUCUGGCGGCAGCCAUCAGGUAGGCUUCAUUAGGGAUCUGCUCUUCCAUCCGCUUUUGAUCGUGUUCCUCUUCAGCCAUCCAGGCUUGGGGACCCUGCGUCCUUGGAAAUAGGUCUCCCUCCUGUCCGGCAAGAGUUGGUAAGCCAAGAUGGGUGCAUACAAGUACAUCCAGGAGCUAUGGAGAAAGAAGCAGUCUGAUGUCAUGCGCUUCCUUCUGAGGGUCCGCUGCUGGCAAUACCGCCAGCUCUCUGCUCUCCACAGGGCUCCCCGCCCCACCCGGCCUGAUAAAGCGCGCCGACUGGGCUACAAGGCCAAGCAAGGUUACGUUAUAUAUAGGAUUCGUGUUCGCCGUGGUGGCCGAAAACGCCCAGUUCCUAAGGGUGCAACUUACGGCAAGCCUGUCCAUCAUGGUGUUAACCAGCUGAAGUUUGCUCGAAGCCUUCAGUCUGUUGCAGAGGAGCGAGCUGGACGCCACUGUGGGGCUCUAAGAGUCCUGAAUUCUUACUGGGUUGGCGAAGAUUCCACAUACAAAUUUUUUGAGGUUAUUCUCAUUGAUCCAUUCCAUAAAGCUAUCAGAAGAAAUCCUGACACCCAGUGGAUCACCAAACCAGUCCACAAACACAGGGAGAUGCGUGGGCUGACAUCUGCAGGCCGAAAGAGCCGUGGCCUUGGAAAGGGCCAUAAGUUCCACCACACUAUUGGUGGUUCUCGCCGGGCAGCCUGGAGAAGGCGCAAUACUCUCCAGCUCCACCGUUACCGCUAAUAUAAGUAAAGUUUGUAAAAUUCAUACCUAAUAAACAAUUUAGGACAGUCAUGUCUGCUUACAGGUGUUCUUUGUCUGUUAAAAUUAGUCUGCUGAUUGUUUCAUGAAUGCUUUGUCAAAUUAAAGUUAAAGUGCAAUAAUGUUUGAAGACAAUACGUGAUAUGGUGUAUGUUGUUUCUAAUAAGAUAAACAUUUUUGUCUUUGCUUUAUCUUAUUAGGGAGUUACAUGUCAGUGUAUAAAACAUACUGUGUGGUAUAAUAGGUUUAAAAUAAACUCUUUAAAAGAAGAGUACUGAAA